Musca domestica (house fly) is the source of this 2971-nucleotide messenger RNA. RefSeq lists its product as uncharacterized. Bases 744 to 1973 code for a protein of 409 amino acids. The transcript is spliced from 2 exons. Lineage: Eukaryota; Metazoa; Arthropoda; Insecta; Diptera; Muscidae. Gene Ontology annotation, molecular function: protein dimerization activity; DNA-binding transcription factor activity. The record is from RefSeq and is a predicted model, not a curated record.
CAAUGAAUUGAAAAAUUUAAUAUCAAAAUUUCAUUUGACGCGAGCGCACGCGACGACGGAUGUUAAAUAGCCGUGUUCACUUGUACAACUUAAACAACAUACAAAACACACACACACAGAGAAUAAACAAAGCAACAUUUUGUAGUUUGAACACAUGUUGUUCUGAAAACACAAGAAGUGCAAAGAAGAAAAUAAAUAAUAUUUUUUUGCAAAAAUAAUAAAUGAAAAGUGAAAUUAUUGCAAAAAAAAUAAAAAUGGAAAUUAUGCCAUAAAAAUAUGACAAACAAACAAAUGCAAGUGAAAUUUAAAUGAGAUUUAGUGCGCCAAACUAUCUACAGAAAAAAGUAAUAAGAAAAUAUUGAAAAUUUCUGAAAAUAAACAAAUCAAUAUUGAAAACAAAAAUGUUGUUGGAAAACAAUUUUGUUCAAAACAGAAGUAAACAACAAGAAGUGAUUAUUUAUAAAUAAAAAUAAAGAAAAACACAUUUUUUAUAAAAAAAAAAUAAAAUUUGAAAACAAAAACAAUUUUUUUGUGAUCUAUCAAACGCUUACUGACUUGCCUACUGGAUUACCGGCUCACUCAAAAUUUUUUGGAUUAAAAACUUCACACAUACACACACCCAAAUCAUCUCCGUUAUUUGACCUUUGGGAUUAUACACUGUUAUUUUUUUGUUGUAAUUUAUCUCGGAACUAUUACCCGAUUUUUCCGCUGUAAUAAUACCUCGCAACAAUUUUAUUGUAACCAUGGCUGCGGAUUUAUCAACCACAACAAACGCCAGCAAACCAAUAGCUCUGCCAGCAACUUCCUCAACGGAAAAUCUCUAUAUGCAUUUGAAUGCAUCCGAAUUAUCGGCAAUCAUAAUGAAAGGUUCUCCCCAUUCAAAUGAUCGUGAUGCUGGCUUUUGUUCCGGCAGUUCAGAGGGUGGUGAUGAUUUCUCCAUGGAUAAUUUGCGCCUGGCGCCCAAUAGUCCAGCCAUUGUGACAGACAACUCAUCGGACGAUUCGGUGGAGGUGAAAUGUUCACCCAUCUCUUUGGUGCGCAAUAAACGCAAAAGUUCCGAACCCUCUAAGGUUGUAAGUGAGGCCAACGAAACCGAGAGAUCGCCAUCGGCCUCACAAUCAAAUGGCCCACUCAAGAAGAGGAUACGUUACUCAUCCACCACGGACUCGGGUGUGGUUUUGACAUCACCCCCGGCCCCCUUGCCCUCACCACCGGCCACCACAGCAAAAUGGGAUCCUAGUCAAAUAUUACCUCAUGAAUUAAUGCCAAAUCCAGCCCAGGUGUUUGUACGUCAUCCCGGAGUUACCACGUUACAUCGUCUGCCCAAAGAAGAGCUCAGCGAUGAAUUACCUCAGGAACAAGAAGAACCUUUGGCCUUGGUGCUCAAAAAACCCCCACAAGAAGCAUACCCCAAUGAGGCUGAGGUGAAAAGUCUCAAAAAUCUAACACCCAAAAAGAGAUUUGCCAAUCGUGAUAGCCUUGAGAAGUCACCCAAAAUACCCUGCAAUGAUAACAACGGCAUAACAUUGGUGCCCACGCCAGCCUUGUCAUUGACAUCCUCGCAUGAAGAUAGCUCCUCACUGAAUACCUCAAUGAAUACCACAAAAAAUGCUGCUGCAUCAUGCUCCUCCUCCUCGUCGUCAUCGAAACCCCAGCAGCGUAACUACAAGAAUAUGACUCGAGAGAGACGUAUCGAGGCCAAUGCCCGUGAGCGAUCCCGAGUCCAUACCAUCUCGGCGGCCUAUGAAACUCUGCGCCAAGCUGUACCCUCCUAUUCCAACAAUCAAAAGCUUUCCAAGCUCUCUGUGUUAAGAGUGGCCUGUUCCUAUAUUCUGACAUUAUCGCGCAUGGCUGGCUAUGACUACAGUCCAGAUCAGUCGGAACCCUCGAUUGCGGAUUGUUUUGAUGUUGUCACGGCCACCAUACAAACGGAGGGAAAGAUACGCAAAAAGAAAGAAGAUGGAGAGAAGUAAAUGUUUCUCUCCUUCACACACACACACACAUACAACAAAAUCAAAAAAGAGUCUGAAAUAUUUAGGUUUCCUUAAAACACAAACAAAGAAAAUAAUUUAUUUUCUUUGGACUGAAAUUUAAAAAAAGAAGAGAAAUUGUUGAAAGCUUUUGGGAAAUAAAGAGAGAAAGGGAGAGCUUUUUCCUCGCUCCGAAGCUUAAACAAAAGAUUUAAAUUCCAGGUUUAAUGAAACUUUCCGUAUAGCUUUUAAAGCUCUCCACACCUCAAAAGCUUUCAAUGAAUUCUUCAAGCUCACAAGAUUUAUAAUAUUUAUAAGCUCAAAACCAUACAAAAUGAUGAUGAUGAUAAUAAUGAUAUUAAAAACAAAUUUAUUUAAAUGUGAUUUUGCUUUUUUUCUUAGAAAACAAAUAAAACUAAAAACUCAAUCUAAGCUUAAUUUGUAAAGUAAACUAAAACAACAACAAGUUACUGAUAAAAUUUAAACUAAAGCUUUGUCAAAACUUAAAACUAAAUUUUCUUUGAUGGCUUCUACAAGAAAACACAAAAGACAAUAAAAAACUCCACACUCUCGAAGAAGACGAAGUAGAGAGAAAAAUUACAAGAACAACAACAAUUAUGACAAUAAUUUUUAAAAUUACAAAACAAAACUACAAAAUAAUGUACAAAAAUUCCUUGUAAAACUAAAUGCAAAACAUACAAACAUAUAAUGAUAAGACUCAUACUAUAUAGGUCUCUUUCCUCGUCCCGCUCGCCCCCACCCAUUAUUCAGUUAAUUUGUAAAUUAAUUUAGUUUAUAAGACUUGUCCUCCCUCCCAAAACAACCCGCCCUUUAACGUUUCCUUUUGUAAUCUCAUUAUUGUUUUCCCCCACAGUCUUGUCUUAAUUAUAAUAAUUAUUAUUAUAUAUUUUUUUUUAAAUUUGUUUAAUUAUUUUUUAUAUAAGUUAUUGACAUAAAGUGCCAUAAGAUUGAAAAAAAAUGCAAAAACAAAAAAUGAUGAA